AACAGCUUUCGCCCUGGAGCGGUGCGCGAUGCUGUCUCACGCCGACCUCCUGGACGCCAGGCUAGGUAUGAAAGAUGCCGCUGAGCUCCUGGGCCACCGGGAGGCGGUGAAGUGUAGGCUGGGCGUGGGGGGCUCCGACCCUGGGGGCCAUCCGGGGGACCUAGCGCCCAACUCCGACCCAGUCGAGGGAGCGACUCUGCUGCCCGGGGAGGACAUCACUACAGUGGGCUCUACGCCGGCCUCGCUGGCGGUGAGCGCAAAGGACCCGGACAAACAGCCGGGGCCCCAAGGCGGCCCGAACCCCAGCCAAGCCGGCCAGCAGCAGGGCCAACAGAAGCAGAAGCGCCACCGGACGCGCUUCACGCCCGCGCAGCUCAACGAGUUGGAGAGGAGCUUCGCGAAGACUCACUACCCCGACAUCUUUAUGCGCGAGGAGCUGGCGCUGCGUAUCGGGCUGACCGAGUCCCGAGUGCAGGUCUGGUUCCAGAACCGGCGCGCUAAGUGGAAGAAGCGCAAGAAGACCACCAACGUGUUCCGCGCGCCGGGGACGCUGCUGCCCACGCCAGGCCUGCCUCAGUUUCCGUCAGCCGCCGCCGCGGCCGCCGCCGCCAUGGGCGACAGCCUGUGCUCCUUCCACGCCAACGACACCCGCUGGGCGGCGGCCGCCAUGCCGGGCGUGUCACAGCUCCCGCUGCCGCCGGCUCUGGGCAGGCAGCAAGCCAUGGCUCAGUCGCUGUCCCAGUGCAGCCUGGCGGCCGGGCCGCCGCCCAACUCCAUGGGCCUAUCCAACAGCCUGGCGGGCUCCAACGGCGCGGGGCUGCAGUCGCAUCUUUACCAGCCCGCCUUCCCCGGCAUGGUGCCCGCCUCCCUCCCCGGCCCCAGCAACGUCUCCGGCUCGCCCCAGCUCUGCAGCUCCCCGGACAGCAGCGACGUGUGGCGGGGCACGAGCAUCGCCUCCCUCCGCCGCAAGGCGCUAGAGCACACAGUCUCCAUGAGCUUCACUUAAUGCAGCCGCGCCCAGCCUGCUCCGCCCCCGGCGCCGCCCCCAGGGCCGCCCAGAGGUCCUUCGGCGCG
This is a messenger RNA of Lutra lutra (Eurasian river otter), 1074 nucleotides long. It is a transcript of the gene OTP, whose product is annotated as orthopedia homeobox. The record is from RefSeq and is a predicted model, not a curated record. Gene Ontology annotation, biological process: neuron differentiation; regulation of DNA-templated transcription. Gene Ontology annotation, molecular function: DNA binding; DNA-binding transcription factor activity, RNA polymerase II-specific. The coding region runs from base 29 to 1006 and encodes 325 amino acids. Lineage: Eukaryota; Metazoa; Chordata; Mammalia; Carnivora; Mustelidae. The transcript has 3 exons.